CCGUCAAGACGGCCGCGAUGGACGAGCCGAACGUCGACACGGACCGCAUGCGCCACCUAGCGUGCAUCGCGACUGCCGUCAUGGAGCCUGCACUCGUGAAGAACGAGCACCUGUCGCCAACGUCGCCGGCGGAUGUGACCCGCGCGACAUUCCCCCGCAUCAAACCGCCUCCGUCAACUGCAUCGUCCUACAACACGCCCUUUCACUCGUUUGACAACGUGGCUGCACCUAAUCCACCGGGUACCCUUCCAUCGCUUCAUCUCCGCCAUCACCACCCGUAUCCGCACACUCCACUACAAGAAAAGCAAGCACAACAUCUGCUAUGGAAAGCGCAGGAGCAGGAGCUCAUGCGCCGACAACGACAAAUCAUUGAACUCAAAGAAAAACAACAGGCUAUCCGGCGACGCGCCGCCGCGGCGGUCGCGGCAUCCGCGGCCAACCGCAACACAUCUACGUCCGGCUCUCGCAAAGGCGCUCCUCAGCACCAUCUCCAGGAAUUGUUCAUGCAACAACAACGAGAGCAACGAGAAAAAGAAGAAGCAAUGCGUCGGAACCUUGUCCAUCUCAACUACCACCGCAUGCUUGCCGAUGAAGGGCUCGAGCGACACCAUCAUGAAAAGUCGACCCAAGCCACAAUGCAGCAAGCCUACCUCGUCGCUCAGAAGGCGACGGUGUUCGACGCAGCAAUUAUUCACGGCAGUGCCUCAGCCCCAUCUAUUCGCCAACGCUUGUCAUCACCAUCGGCAUUAGCCCCCGUGAAGAUGCUUUCCCCUUCAGCAUACUCCCAUGACGCAGUUGGUGCUUCUUCGUCCCCGUUGCCAAUGCACCAAGAUGGACAUUCGCAGCGUUUUUCGCCCAUUGCAUCCCUCGUCGACGCCAGCCACUCGAUCCUUCAAUACAUGCUCCCUCCCGUAGUGCCGCACCGCGCUGGGCAAAACAUCAAGGACGUGUCGCUGAACGAGCUUCGUCCGCACUUCAACAAGCCCAUGGCGGCCGUGGCGAAAGAACUCGGAGUGUGCAUCACGCUCAUGAAAAAGAUCUGCCGCAAGAACGGACUCACGCGGUGGCCGCACCGUCGCAUUCGAAGCCUUGUGAAUCGCAUUACGUCGCUACAAGUAGUCGCGGAGAGCGUCGACGGCGGCGAACGCAACCGAUUCCACAUCCUGAUUGCAAACCUUCGCAAGGAACUCAGCGACGUGAUUCAAAACCCCAAUGGAAAAAGCCGCAAAGCACGGGGGUACGAGCGAAAGAAGGAAAACGCAGGCGAAAACGACCACAGCGACGACGGUGACCAGUCUAGCAACAGCAGCAGCAGCCGGCCGGCAACUCCCCGUGACGUGGACGAUGAGGAAGAUGAGGUCGACUUGUGUUGCCAGGAAGAACUGGACGGCAGCGGACCAGGCGCAGCGAUCCCUGGACGGAUCAUGCUGCCCUUCCAGGGUAGUGGAAAACCAUCCCUGCCGUCGCUCUUUCACGCGGCUCGUGAAGCGUAAGAAUUAGAUGCAGUAACGUGGAGUUGCAUGGUUUCGGUA
Molecule: messenger RNA, 1532 nt
Organism: Aphanomyces invadans
Lineage: Eukaryota; Oomycota; Saprolegniomycetes; Saprolegniales; Verrucalvaceae
Exons: 1
Coding region: 18-1493 (491 amino acids)
Molecular function (GO): DNA-binding transcription factor activity
Source: RefSeq, a predicted model, not a curated record